Messenger RNA from Nannizzia gypsea CBS 118893, 1446 nucleotides. Its product is annotated as palmitoyltransferase pfa5. The transcript is spliced from 5 exons. Lineage: Eukaryota; Fungi; Ascomycota; Eurotiomycetes; Onygenales; Arthrodermataceae. Gene Ontology annotation, cellular component: endoplasmic reticulum; Golgi apparatus. The coding region runs from base 1 to 1446 and encodes 481 amino acids. Gene Ontology annotation, biological process: protein targeting to membrane; peptidyl-L-cysteine S-palmitoylation. Gene Ontology annotation, molecular function: protein-cysteine S-palmitoyltransferase activity. The record is from RefSeq and is a predicted model, not a curated record.
AUGGCAUGCGAUCAGAAAGCUGCCAGUCGAGCUGUCGCGAGAAUCAUUCCGGCUUUUCUAGGUGGGCUUCUUAUCUAUAGCUGCUAUUCUAUUACAAAGGCCUUAUGCAUUGAUUACUUGAUUAAGCCGGCUGCGGUGACCGGGCUACGCCCACGCAUCAGCGUUGCUAUCGGAUUAUUGGUUACAUUUUACAUCUUGUUCUUCUUCUUAGUUACGACAUACCUUCGACUACUCAGCACCGUUAUCUUUUCCCCCGGUUACCUUCCAAGAGGACCACAAUGGUCGAGCUCAGAUAAGCAUGGGAAGCGCAAAGGAGAGAAAGGACAUAAACGCCCCGAUAGCAGUGAUCGAGAGAAGACUGAAGUUAUACCAUAUGCUACACUGGGCGAGUCUAAUGUAAAUGACGAAAAGAACGCACAUCCUUUCGAUACUGCCGGCUUAGAAGCAUUUUACAUGAAAGAUGUCUUCGUCUGCCAGCAAGACGGAAAACCGCCAUGGUGCUCUACUUGCUACCAAUUUAAAACGGAUCGGUCACACCAUUGCAGCGAAGUCAACAGGUGUGUAAGGAAAAUGGAUCACUUCUGUCCCUGGGUAGGCGGUGUGGUCAGCGAGACUUCAUUCAAGUUCUUCAUUCAGUUUCUGUUCUACGCGAUGCUGUUUGUUACCUUUAACGGAGUUGUAAUGGCCGUUUUUGUUGCUGAACAUAAAAAGAUGUUCGGAACAUUGAAUAUACACUGGAUGGUUGUUCUGGCAUCCUCUGGUUUCUUUGGGCUGUUCUUGGCAGGAAUGCUUAUAAGCUCCCUCCAGAUAGCAUUCCGUAACUCCUCCACGAUCGAAAGUCUUGAUUGGAGUAGUAAAGUUUGGACGUUGGCUAUCUUAAUUCCUAGGCCCCUAGACCUCGACAACCUCCCUCCAAACAGCCGGCCACCAUUUCCCGUUGUCUGCUAUCCUACAUCCGCUGCCCAACCUGGGGUUACAAAUGGGGGGGACAACUCACCUCGUCGUCAAUUUGCCAUAUUACAUACACGUCCCGGCGAAAACCCGUUUGACCUUGGGGACCCCUUUGCGAACCUUAGGGAAGUCAUGGGCUAUAGUGUGUUUGACUGGAUUUUACCCAUAAAACAUAGCCCAUGUGCGUCUCAUAAUCGGCAGGACAGUAUGUACGCCCUCGGUCCUGUCGUCCAACGGAUGAAGAGGGAAGCAGGCUUAUUGGAAACUCCCGCUCGUAAGUCCGGCCAUCACUCUUACAGGACCAAAAGAAGGCGUAGGGAUGGAAGAUCCAGCGACUCCGACCCAUCGUCCUCACGGUCCACUAGCAGUCGGUCACGCGACGAGAGAAUCAAAACUAACCGAAAACAAACAAAGGGCUCUCCUAAGUCCCAUCGUCGUUCCCGCGAUGGAGAUAGAUCGAUCCGGAACAAUAGGCUGGCUGUUGAGGGUGUUUGA